Octopus sinensis (East Asian common octopus) is the source of this 6244-nucleotide messenger RNA. Its product is annotated as laminin subunit gamma-1. The coding region runs from base 141 to 5513 and encodes 1790 amino acids. The record is from RefSeq and is a predicted model, not a curated record. NCBI's taxonomy places the organism in Eukaryota, Metazoa, Mollusca, Cephalopoda, Octopoda, Octopodidae. The transcript has 27 exons.
CUUUCUGAAUUCUCUCAUUCAUUUUUUUCCUUUCCUCCUUCUCAGUACUCGUUCUAUCCUCUCCCUCGCUGUCUUUCUCUGUCGGCCUAAGGGCUAUCCCAGAGUUCUCAGCAACAGGCAUCAGUGGCUGUGAAGCGAAGAUGGCGUACGGAGGUGGCUCGUUUCAAUGGAACACAACAACGGUAGUUGACGACAGCUGUGGCCGUGUCGCCGCCGGUUGCGGGGUUAGAGGCAGCAGCAAUAACAACAACAACAACACUACAACUUGGAGAGGUUACCGCUCGUCUUUUUCUACUAGCAGCGCGUUACUGGCAUCAGAAGACGAGGAAGUUGCGCUAACGCUCGAUCAAGAAGCUGCUGGUGCAGGGGACGUGACAGCAAAUAAAUCAACAGCUCCAACGCCGCCCGUUCGCUCCUCUCCUUCUUCAUGCCUUUCUUCUUCUCCUCCUCCUCCCUGUUCUUUUGCUUCUAAAACUAGUAAUUUCAUGAAUAAGAAAUCGUCCUCUCAAAGCAGCCAGGAAACAAAUUACUAUUUUCCUUCUUUUUGCUCUUCCUUUCUCUCUUUGUUCAGGUCACCUGCUGUUUCAGGUAGGCCUAGUUUUUCUCUUAACACUAUGUUUUGGUUGAUAUCAAUCGGAUUAUUACUAUUAGCUUCGGAGCGAUUGCUGGUGUCCGGACAGCGACCCCACGAACCCACGAGAAGCCGUCGACCACCCACUUCUCAAAGAGGAAGCGAUGAUGAAGACGGUUCCGUGUCUUGCUACGGCCAUCGGGGUCGGGCUAGGAAAUGUACUCCGGAUUUUGAGAAUGCCGCCUUCUCCUUGCCGGUAGAGGCGACCAACAUAUGCGGCAUGGAAGGCCCGCAGGUCUAUUGCUUACAAGUCGGGGUACGGGAUGCCUCCAAAUCCUGUCACUAUUGCGAUGCCAGGCAUGCCCAAUUUGACCAUUCCCCGCAUCUGAUGACGGAUUACGAGGGACAGGGAAACUGGACUUGGUGGCAGAGUGAGACUAUGUUGAAGGACGUCCAAUAUCCAAAUUCUGUCAACCUUACCUUACAUCUCAAGAAAGCUUUUGAUAUCACAUACGUGAGUAUACGAUUCCACUCGAGUCGUCCCGAAAGUUUUGCCAUCUAUAAAAGGACUACAGAAGAUGGUGAAUGGAUACCUUACCAAUACUACAGUUCUUCUUGUGAGCGUACCUACGGCUUACGGCCGAAAUCUAUUAUUACUGCAUAUGAUGAGUCAAAGGCAGUUUGUAGUGAUGAAUUUAGUGAUAUAUCUCCACUCUCUGGAGGCACAGUUGUCUUUAGUACUCUGGAAGGAAGACCUAGCAGUCGGAGAUUUGAUACCAGUAGAGUUUUACAGGAUUUUGUCACUGCCACUGACAUAAGGAUUACAUUGAACAGAAUAAAUACUUUCCGAGAUGAAGUAUUUGGAGAUCCACAGGUUUUACGUUCUUACUUCUAUGCCAUUUCGGAUAUUGCUAUUGGUGCUCGAUGCAAAUGUAAUGGUCAUGCUAAAGCCUGUGAAAAAACCGCUGAUAACCGUGUCCGGUGUAAGUGUGAGCACAACACUGCAGGAGUAAGCUGUGAAAAGUGCAGUAGUUUUUACAACGAUAGACCCUGGAAAAGAGCAACAGAAACUGAUGCUCAAGAGUGUCUACAGUGUAACUGCAAUGGAAAAUCUCGGGAAUGUAUUUUCAACCAAACUUUGUAUGACCAAACUGGUCAUGGUGGCUAUUGUAUCAACUGUCGGGACAACACUGCUGGACCUGCGUGUGACCAGUGCAAAGUGAACCACUUUUUGAAACAACCACAACAUAUGUGCAUGCCAUGCAAUUGUAAUCCAAUUGGUUCUGUUGAUCUUCAGUGUAAUAAUCAAGGAAAAUGCCAAUGUAAACCUGGAGUGACUGGUGACCGAUGUGAUCGGUGUCAGGCAAACUUCUAUGACUUCUCAAACUAUGGUUGCAGACCCUGCAACUGUAAGGUAGAAGGAAGUUUGAAUAACACUCCUUACUGUGAUACCGCAACUGGAAAAUGUACCUGUAAAGCAAAUGUUGAUGGCCAGAAAUGUGACAGGUGUAAAAAUGGUUUCUUUGGAAUGGAAGAAAGCAAUAAAUUUGGCUGCAUUGCCUGUUUCUGUUAUGGUCAUUCUUCCUCUUGUCAAUCUGCGAAUGGAUUCUAUGGUCGCUCAAUUCUCAGCCAGUUCAGCAAUGGAAGACAAAGAUGGAAAGCAGCUGACCGAGGAAACAGAGAAAUUCCUACUCAGUUUAAUGCAAUAACUAAGAAGAUCGGAGUGGCGGCGUCAGGCAAUGAAAUCAUUUACUUCAUGGCCCCAGAACGCUACUUACAUGACCAGCGUCACAGCUAUAACCAGUUUCUAAGCUUCAAACUCCAGACCAGUGAUGACCGUUCCAGACCCUCAAUAAUGGAUGUUGUUUUAGUUGGCAGUGAAGGUCAGACGAUAUCAACUCCAAUAUUCUCUCAGGGAAAUCCAACUCCUAAUACAAAGGAACAGACUUUCCGAUUCCGUCUCCACGAACAUCAGGAUUACAAAUGGCAACCAAGACUGCGGGCCCAAGAUUUCAUUGCUCUCCUUUCCAAUUUGACAGCCAUCAAAAUCAAAGGAACAUACAACACAGAUGGUACUGGAUUUAUUGAUGAUGUCAGGCUAGAGACUGCAGGUUAUGCAUCUGGCAAGCCAGCUUCUUGGGUAGAACAAUGUACUUGCCCCGAUGCUUACUUAGGAGAAAACUGCCAGUCUUGUUCUCCAGGCUUUAGAAGAGACCCCCCCAACGGUGGUCCUUUUGCCCGAUGUAUACCAUGUGUUUGCAAUGGUCACUCUGAUGAUUGUGACGUUAAUACUGGUCGUUGUAUCUGCAAGCACAACACUGCUGGCCGUAACUGUGAACAAUGUUUGGAAGGUUUCUAUGGUGAUGCCAAAGGUGGAACCCCAAAUGACUGUAGAUCCUGUCCCUGUCCUAAUAAUGGCACCUGUACACAGCUUGACGAUAAAAGUGUUCAUUGUACAAACUGUCCAGAAGGUUAUGGAGGUGAUCUAUGCCAAGUUUGUUUGGAUGGUUACUAUGGUGAUCCAACAGGACGUUAUGGUCCUCGUACUACUUGCAAGCCUUGUCCUUGCAACGGCAACAUCGAUUUGAAUGCUGUGGGUAACUGCAACAGGACCACAGGUGAAUGUUUGAUAUGUCUUCACAACACUGCUGGCUUUUACUGCGAAAGAUGUUUACCCAAUUAUUAUGGUGAUGCCCUUGCUUUGCCAAAGGGACAAUGUAAAGCCUGUAAUUGUAAUCCCAAAGGAAUCCUUCACACUGGAAUGUAUUCUUGUGAUCCAAGAAAUGGACAGUGUCCAUGUCAGCUUCAUGUUGAAGGACUCAAAUGUGAUAGAUGUGCACCUGGCUACUGGAAUUUAGAAAGUGGAAAUGGUUGUGAAUCUUGCCGUUGCAACUCAAUCGGUUCGCUGGAAAGCGAAUGUGACCACGGCACAGGCCAGUGUAAAUGUAAAAAUAACAUUGUCGGCAAGCGAUGUGGUAAAUGCUUACCUUAUCACUAUGGAUUUUCAGUUGAUGGCUGUAAACGUUGUCAGUGUGAUCCCCUUGGUUCCUAUGACCAGCAAUGUGAUGACAAAGGGGCCUGCAAAUGUCGUCCAACAACUACAGGGGACAGAUGUGACCGGUGUCAAGAAAACAAGUAUAACAUCACUGCUGGUUGUAUUGAUUGUCCACCAUGUUACAAUUUGGUCCAGCAACAAGUAAACGAACACCGCAAGCACCUGGAGGAGAUGCGUAAUUACACAGAGGUCAUUAAAACCAGCCCACAAGCUUUCAACGAUUCACAGUUUCUUACGCAUAUGAAGAAAGUCAGUGAUUCAGUUGAGAAAUUAAUCAAUGAUGCUCGUCGUAUCAGUCGAACAAAUAGUACUUUUGGUAAGCAGUUGGACGAUUUAAAGAACGCCAUUUCGGACAUCAUGGACAAAUGUGGUAUGAUAGCUGGUAGUGUGGAAGCUGCUGACAAAGAUAUUCGUCGCACACAAGACUUCAUUACAGAAGCACAAGAUGCUAUAAGACGGGCUGAGAGAGAGAUAGCCAGAGCUUCUGAUUACAUCGACAAUGAAGGCCAAACGGCACUGAAACAAGCUCAGCUUGCCACCACGAAGUUUGGAACCCGCUCUGACAAAAUGAAAAGUAUUGCAGCCAGAGCCAUGCUAACUGCUAAACAACAGAUGAGUGAUGCCAAAGAAACAGAGGAAAAUGCAAAUGAAGCUUUGAAUAUUUCAAGAGAUGCUCUUCAAACUACGAAGGAUCUGUAUCGAUUCCCUGAGAGAUUGGCCAAUGAAAUCAGUAGGCUUAAUUCCAUGAAUGAAAAUAACAAAAAUCUGAUGCAUCAGACGGAGAUCUUAUCCAAAAAUGCCAAAAUGAAGGCCGAAGACGCAUUAAACAAAGCUUUGGAAAUAAAUACAAAAAUUGCUCGAUUUAACAUUUCUAACGUCAAUGUGGAUCACUUAGUUACGGAGGCUGAAAAAAUCAAGCAAGAGGCUAAUGAAAUUCAGAAGUCUCUACAAGAAACAUUGACUGCAAACAAUGACAUGUUGAAUGAUGUUGAUGAAGAGAAGAGGAAGGCAAAUCUUCUCUAUGAAGAUGCUUUAAACAAGCAACAGGAAACAGAUAAGUUGAUGUCAGACAUUUUCAAGGCUAAUUCAAAAGCUAAGGAAGCUGUAGAAAAAGGUGAAGCUAUUCUAAAAGAAGCUCAAGAAACCCUGAAAACUCUCAAGGACUUUGAUAGAAAUGUGGCAGACAAUAAAAAGAAAGCAGAGAAGUCUUUAACUAAAGUUGGUGACAUCAAAAAAAUGAUUCGGCAAGCGGAAGCGAAAACGGCUCAGUCUCAGACUGCUCUUCUAGGGGCUGAAGAUGAUGCUAAAGAAGCACUUGAUAAAGCAAAAGAAGCACAAGACAUGGCUGGGGAAGCUUCCAAGGAUGCUGACAAGUUUUUGAAAGAAUCUCAAGCUAUUGAAACCCGUGCAAAUUCAAUCGCUAGUGUAACUGAUUCUUUAUCAGAUCAAGUAAAUAAAAUGAAUUCGUCUGUAAAUUCCAUGAAAGACAGUUCAGAAGAAGACACGGAUGCAGUGAACAACGCUGCUGCAAAAGCAAGUCGCGCAAAGGACAAUGCAGAUGAGGCGCUAAGCAAAAUUAGAAAAGCUCUUGACACUGUCAAUGAAAUAAACACUGUUCUUGAUAAUCUUGAUUCACAGAAAAUCAACACCACGCAUUUAGACAUUCUUGAACGAAAAAUCAUCAGUGUUGAAGAUUUGAUGAAGUCAAAUGACAUAGACAACCAGAUGAAGAUGAUAACAGACGCAUUGAAGAGGCUGACAGAGUCAGAAGAUACUUUCACUCGAGAUCUUGCUCAGUUAAGAGCUGAUGUUAAAAAUAUUGAAGAUAUCAAUAAUUCCUUACCGAAAGGGUGCUUCAAGCCCCUGAAUCUCGAAAAAACUAAAUAGGUGAGUUCAGAGGAGAAAGACAUGAAGCAAAAUAAUAAUAAUAAUAAAAAUAAUAAUAAUUAUAAUGAUAAUAUUAAUAAUGAUAGACCAAUAUCAAUUGUGACAUUAUCAAAAAUAAAAUAACAACAACAAAAAAAAACCCCCAGCAGAUAUGAAUGUUUUAAAAUGAGAGAAAAAAAAAUAUAUGUUAAAAAAAAAAAAGCAAAUGAAGAAAUAAUGUGUUUGACUUUCUGCAUGAUUUCCGGCUGCUGGGAUGAAACUGCAGUCUUUAAAUAUGAUACAUAUUUUGCAUAAAAUUUGCAUACACACACUAAGAAAAAUCACACAUACAUAUAGACACUAACAGACACGUUCAUGCCAUUCACAAACACAUACAGGGAAAUGUGUUUAAAUUUGGAUCAGUGGAGAUGAAAAUUAGAGAAAAGCAAAAAAAUGAAAGAAGAAAUUUAUCUUUGUUUUUCUUUCUUCCUUCCUUCCUUCCUUUCUUUUCUGUUUUCUUUGGCAUUAAAUAUUUCUUAAUCCAAUCAUUUGGUUCAUUAAGACACUUGUUGACACCUAGCUUACAAUUUAUUUCAUAUAACAGCAGAAAACAGAAGAGAUAUUAAAAAAAAAUAAUAAAAAAAAAACUGAACAAUAUAUAGGAUCGUCUACCAAACUCUAACCAUCAAUUGUUAGUGCAGAAAAGCAUGGAGAGAGAAAAAAAACAACCAAAAUAUAACAACAAAUACUAU